Sarcophilus harrisii (Tasmanian devil) is the source of this 3510-nucleotide messenger RNA. It is a transcript of the gene SNN, whose product is annotated as stannin. Bases 313 to 576 code for a protein of 87 amino acids. The record is from RefSeq and is a predicted model, not a curated record. Gene Ontology annotation, cellular component: mitochondrial outer membrane. Lineage: Eukaryota; Metazoa; Chordata; Mammalia; Dasyuromorphia; Dasyuridae. The transcript has 2 exons.
CACCGCGCUCCCAUUGGCAGACGCCCCGGCCCCUCCCGCCCCUCCCCCCUCUAUAAGGCAGCGCGGGGCUGCUCCGCCGCCGCAGAGCAGUUCUCGGUCGGCUUUGUCCCUCCUUCCUCGCCCCCCGCCCCUCCCGGGAUGGUGCGCGGCCGGGACUGAGCCGCCGGGGCGGAGGUAGCGCCGGGGCGGAGGUAGCGCCGGGGCGGCCGCGUCUGAGCAGCGCCAUGGAUUCGCAUUUGACGGGACCACGUUAAGUCCACAGAAGUGGAAAGAAGUCCUUUUUAGCUUGUGAGCUGUCCCCAAGAACUGACCAUGUCUAUUAUGGACCACAGCCCCACCACUGGAGUGGUUACUGUUAUUGUCAUUCUCAUUGCCAUUGCUGCCCUAGGGGCCUUGAUCCUUGGCUGUUGGUGUUAUUUGCGCCUACAGCGUAUCAGCCAGUCAGAAGAUGAAGAGAGCAUUGUGGGUGAUGGAGAAACCAAAGAACCCUUCCUUUUGGUCCAGUAUUCCGCUAAAGGUCCGUGUGUGGAGCGAAAAGCCAAGCUGACUCCUAAUGGCGCAGAAGUCCAUGGAUAAGUCCUUGGCACAAAUGAUCAUGGGUACUAAACCUUGUGUACAACCAGCAGAAAAACUGGAGAACAACUUGUAUAUGCUGCUCUCUAAGAAGAACCAAGUUUAAAUUUACAUUAUGGUCUUUCUGGGUUUUGUUAUUGCAUGCACUGAGACCUGUGUCUUGAACCUAAACUCCUUGGCCCUGGGAGAUGGCUAAUCUUUCUGGUGGUACUGUCCAUUGCAGGCAAUGGACAGACCAGGCCCUGUUGGUGUAAAAGAAAUCAAAGCAUUUUUGUUACUUGAAUGUUUAGCUGAGCCUGUUUUUGAUGGAGCUACUACUGUAAUGUGAACUAGCUAACAAAACUGUGAACUGUAAAUAGGCACCAGAAGCACUUGGUUUUUGUUUUUUCCUUUUAAAAAAUAAUAUAGCACAUGGAGCUGCUGGUCUGAAGUUAUUGUAAUGGUAAAUUCAGUACUAAAGAUUGAGCCCCAUGGCCACGAAAAAGUUCUAAUUGUUGGAAAACUCAAAUUGCCAUCAGCUGGCAUAGUUUGGAAUCACAAAUGUAAAUAUGUAAAGAAAGAGCUGUUGUUUUUUAGUCCUGUGGGUUAAAUUUAUAGAAAAUAAGAGAUACUUAAUUAGAAGUUGGCUUCUAUUGCAGGAAGCAAUAGGCCAAAAAAAAGUCUCUCUCCUUUAUAGGUAGAUGAGGCAGUUAACUAUGAAUAUUGUUAACAUUAACUGUAUAAACUAUUGCAAGGAAGCUGCUGUAUUGUCUGGGAGCCAGUGAAGGAUAUGUAAUCUACGUGGGGAUAGUCCAGAAGGUUGCCAGGCUAAUUUAUAGCAGCAGAGCAGUUUUUCCUAUGUGUUUUUAAAAGCAUGUUAAAAGUAUAGAAAUGCCUUUUCCCUACAACUGGCAUUACUUAGUGCUAGCUUGCUGUAAUUGCUAUGAUUUACACGUGAAGAUAUGAAAUCCACUUUUAGUCUAAACAAACCCAAUUGUCCCAUUAUAGCCAGUAACAGACUAUUUCCUGCUAUUUAAUGUUUUCUGAACUGGAAGGGAAUGGCAAGAGGCUUAAGUCUUUUUUCUUUUCAGAAACAAAAUUUCUAGUUACUAUCCCACUAAUACGUAUUGAAUUUUACCUUCCUCAGCAAAUCAGUAUAGCAUGACUGGAAUUCUCUAAUUCGGCUCCAAAAACAUUUAGCAAGCAUGUGAUAACCUAUAGGCAACUAUCCUAAUGUUCAUUCAAAAUCAUGUGUGUGUGUAUGAGCGCAUGCACGCAGGGCACAUGGUUUAAUGCUUAUCAAGUACUAGGGGGUGACUAAUGAAGUUUAGGAGGUAAGGAUUUCAGUUUUGAAAACAAGGUCUUUAAUCACAAUCUAGCCUGCUUGUCGCCUCAAAAAGCAAACAAAAAACCCACAAAGUUUUAACUCAUUGUUUUAAAUCAAUCUAUGUACACUGCUAUGAAUUUUGUAAAAGAAGAGCAUAGAUUUAACAAGGCACAGUGAAAAUUUUAAUGUUAGGGUUAAUUCAAAUGUUAGUGAUUAAAAGAAAAUCAGUGCCUAACUUUAAAGAAUCACUAGCUUAGCCAAUUGAGUAUAUAAAAAUUUGAAAGUAACAGAACUAUGGUGGGGAAAGCUGAGUUAUGUACUAAGUAAAUGUUGUUUUAAAAAAUCAAAUUAAAAUGGGUUUCCAUCAUUUCCUUAUUAUUAAAAAUUUUGUUUUGGUGAGAGGGAUUUAUUUAGAUUUUUACAGCAGGGGUUCUUUACCUUUUUUGUCAUGGUAGUCUAGUAAAACCUAUGGUAUCUUUCAUCAGAAUAUUUUUAAAUGCAUUAAUAUAGAAUACAUAAGACUACAUAGAAAUAGUUAUCAAAAUAAUUUUAAGUUCAUAUCACUCUCCCAUCCCAAGUUAAGAACCCCUGCUCUGCAGUAAAGCCUCCUUUAUUGGGCAAUGAAGUCAUAUUUCAUUGGAAACUUAAGAUGGGGAUGCUGGAAGGUGUUCUAGGUUUAGAAAGAAUUGAAAGUGCAAAUUUAAUGGUUGCCUAUGUUUCAUGAAUUAAAGGAGAACCAACAUCAAGCCCAAGGUUGAAAGGAAUGCAGUGGAGGUGUGAGACAGCAGUGCACAAGCCAAAGAUGAGCAAAUUCUAGGAUGGACAGCCAUUAACUUAUUCACAUCAACAACUUCUGAAGCUUUCUACCUCUUCAUCAUUUUGCUCUGUAGGAAAAACAAAUCCCUAAUCCAGCUAGUCCAGCAAAGUGAUUCAAAGGCAACUUCACAUUUAUUUGCAUCUUAUGAAGUAUGCUGAGAUCAUCUAACAAAUUCUUUUAACAACCCCAUUUUUGAGAACCAUGUCUGGUUUUUAUAGGACUAAUAAUUUAUGAAAUACUGUUCAUUUCUUCAAAUUUUAGGGAAAUCCUUUUUUCCUCCACUUGGUCACCAAGGAAAACUUUUAACUUUGCUUUUUAUUUUUAUUUUACUUCUUAAAGGCAGAUGAUAUUUGGUGAAUAGUAGUAACUUACUAGCUUAAAGCUUUGCUUAAAAUGGGAAUACCAAUAAAAUUGGCCAGUAAAAUGCCAGGUAAAAAUAGCAGCUUUUGCCAUGCUCACCAAUCAAAUAUUUAGCUUCUAAGACCUUUAAAUCAUUUGCUUUAUUAAUCUCUCAAAGCAAUUCUUAAAUGGUUAAUCAUUUAAGCCCUUCAAAAACUUGCUGAAAUGGUGACAAGGAAUGAUUAAAAACUAGUAAGGGGAAUUGUUUGUUUUUGUCACUUGAAUUGAACUUCGUUUUUUCAGAUUCUUAUCCUCAAGGAUCUGUACUACUGUUUUGGUCUCAAACCUACCAAGUUUGUGCAAUAAAUUAUGUAGGGAAUGUUUCCCCAAGUUGAAUGAUCAUCCAUUUUGAUUUUCUAGACCACUGAGAAAAAUUUUUAUUUACAAUGAAUUUCAAUAAAAUUUGCAUAAAUUA